CAUAGCUUGCUCACACAACCUCUCACACAUACCACCAACCACCAUAGUUAACCCUGCCUGCCGGGCCGCCGGGGGAGAUGGAGGCGGCAAUCGGCGCGGCGAACGGGCUCAUUAGCAGCGUGCUGAACCACCUGUCUAAUGAGUUCGUGGAGGCCUAUGUUGCCAGCUCCCAUCUCGGCCUCAACUCCGAGAAGAUCAAGGAGGAUCUCUUGCUCGCGCAAGGGCUGUUGCAAGUGGCCCAGACGAGGGUACUGAGCGACAACCAUGGUCUUCAGGGUUUGCUGCAGAGGCUCGCCAUCAAGGCCGAUGAGGCCGAGGAUGCGCUGGAUGAGCUUCACUACUUCAUCAUCCGGGACAACCUCGACAGCACCCGGCAAGCGGUGCCUGACAUGGGUGAUGACAUCCUGAGUCGUGCUCGCCAUGGUUGCAAUGCUCUUCGCCACACUGUCGGUAACUGCCUUGCGUGCUUUUCUUGUUCACGCAUCAAAUAUGGUGAUGAUGGUGUUGCUGCUGAUGUCAUUCCUGAUAACUCACCCAAUGCCACUGGAAACCCUGGUAGUGGUGAUAAUGAUGGUCCAGUUGAUAAGUUGACAUUUGAUAGAGUUGCCAUGUCCAAAAAAAUCAAGUCAGUGAUAGAGGAAAUACAUUCCCUAUGUGACAGUGUGUCCAAGUUGCUCCCCAUGAUUCCGUACCAUAGCACCACCACAACAAUCACCCGAAGCCAUCGUGUCACAGGAUCAACCACUACACAGAAAAAUUUGCAUGGGAGGACAACCCUUUUGAAUAAAACCAUAGAUGACAUUCUCACUACUGCCACUGAGCACCCUGAAACCCUUCCCGUUCUUCCUAUUGUUGGCCCAGGGGGUAUUGGAAAGACAACUUUCACCCAACACCUUUAUAAUGAUAAUAGGAUAGAAAAACACUUUGGUGUAAAGGCUUGGGUGUGUGUAUCAACAGACUUUGAUGUGGUUAAGCUCAGCCAACAAAUCCUUAGCUCCAUACAAAAAAGCAACACUUCAAAUCAAACAGACAAUUUAGAUGAGCUACAAAUAUCUAUCACACGGGAACUCAAGUGCAAAAGUAUUUUAAUCGUGUUUGAUGAUAUAUGGAAAUGCACUAGUAGCGGGUGGAAAACCCUCUUGGCUCCAUUCAGGAUGGGGGAAGCCAAGGGUAGCACAGUUCUUGUCACAACUCGAUUUCCAUAUAUUGCUGAAAUGAUGAAAACCACCAACCCAAUAGCACUGGAAGGUCUGAAGUUUGAUGACUUCUUCACAUUCUUUUCAUCAAUAUUUGGGGGAAACAAACCUGAGUAUUGCCAUGAGGACUUAGCUGAUCUUGCAAUUGAUAUUGCAAAGAAGUUGAAGGGUUCACCUCUCGCAGCCAUAACAGUUGGUCGUUUACUAAGCAAGGAAUUUUCUCGGGGACAUUGGAUGGGAGUUCUAGAAAACAACGGGUGGCAAAAACAAGAAAAUUAUGAUGACAUUAUGCCAUCAUUAAGGAUUAGCUAUGAUUACCUUCCUUUUUAUCUAAAAAAAUGCUUUUCAUAUUUUUCCUUGUUCCCUGAAGAUUUUGAAUUUAACAAGUUAGAUAUGACGUAUUUUUGGAUUGCACUGGGAAUCAUAAAAAAAGAUGAGAAUUAUAUAGAAGAAUUAGUAGAGAAUGGCUUCCUUGUGAAGGUUGUUGAUGAUGAUGAGCAACCAUACUAUGUAAUGCAUGAUUUAUUACAUGAGUUGUCUCUAAGUGUUUCCUCCCAAGAGUGCCUCAACAUACGUAGGUCAAAUUUUAGAGUUGAUGACAUCCCACAAACUGUUCGACACGUAUCUGUCACAAUGGAAGAUAGAUUUGAAGGGGGUUUUAGGGAAGAAAUGAUUAAAUUGAGGAGCAAGAUAGACAUUCGCAAUUUGCGAGCUUUGAUGAUUUUUAGGGAAUAUGAAGAAACAAUUGAUGGAUUUUUGAAAGAUAUUUUUAAGGAAAUAGAGGGUCUUCGUGUCCUAUAUAUAUUAGCGAAAUCCAAAAAAUCUUUGCCACUCAACUUUUCAAAACUUAUCCACCUGCGGUACCUAAAAAUUAUGAAACCAUUUUCACACAUUUGGCCAGAAUUGACUUUGCCUAGUGCACUAUCCAGAUUUUAUCACUUGAAAUUCUUAGACCUUAGAAGCUUUGGUAUAUGUAGGAAUUUACCUAAAGACAUUAGUCGCCUUGUCAAUUUACGCCAUCUUUUUGCUGAGAAAGAACUCCUAUCCAAUGUUCCUGGGGUCAGAAAGAUGAAAUGCUUGCAGGAGCUAAGAGAGUUCAUUGUUAAAAAAGAGAGUGUCGGAUUUGAACUGAGGGAGUUGGGGGAACUCACAGAGCUUAGUGGAGAACUCUCCAUACAUAAUCUUGAUAAGGUGGCAACCAAGGAAGAGGCUGCUGAAGCCAAACUUGUUUGUAAACGAGAUUUGAAAGAGUUGAGGUUAUUUUGGGGUAGACAACACCAACAUAGCACAGAGGAAUCUGAUGUUCUUGAUGCCCUUCAGCCGCACCCUAAUCUUGGAGCACUUAUGAUCAAAAAUCAUGGUGGUACAAGUGGUCCUAGUUGGUUGUGUGGUGACAUUAGCAUCAAAAUGUUGGGGUCUCUCCACCUAGAGGAUGUGUCUUGGGGCACCCUUCCACCUUUUGGGCAGCUGUUGCAUCUCACGUCACUCACAUUGAUCAGCAUUUCUGUAGUUCGUGAGAUCAGACCUGGCUUGUGUGGUGUUAUGGACAAUAGCUUUGUGAAUUUGAAGAGGAUUGUUCUUGAUAGAUUACCUGAAUUUGUCGAGUGGGUUGGGGGGACUAAUGCCCAAUCUUUUUCAAGGCUUGAAUCCAUCAGCUGCGAAGAUUGUCCCAAACUCUGUGUUGUGCCCUUCCUCGAGUGCUCUGUCUCUUAUGCCAAUCUGUCAAAUUUCGUUGUUGAUAAUUGCCCUAAGUUGUCCCUGCCCCCCAUGCCUCACACGCCCACACUGACAUCUUAUAUUGUGAGACAUGGUUCUACAAAGUUGUCUUAUGAUUGUAAAGGAAAUGGAAAUGUCUUGGUUAUUAAUGAGUAUAGUGGUGAGCUGGCCUGGGAUAACAUGCAUGAAGUAAAAAGAAUCAGUAUUGAAGAUCUGUCACACAUUCCAUUGAGAGAGCUCAUCAAGCUGAAAUCCCUAAUAGGUCUAUAUUUCAGCAGAUGCAACGUCACGUGGCAUGGACUGCAGGACUUCACGUGGCUCCAAGAACUUAGAGUACAAAACUGUGGCAACUUCUUUCAGUGGCCCACUGAAGCAGCUCACACCAUCAAUCCUUUCCCUGCUUCCCUCAAGUGUCUUGAGAUUGAAGGAGAGUCAAGGAUGCAGUCAAUGGCUCUGCUCUCUGACCUCACUUGUCUCACUUUCCUAAGACUGGUGAACUGUGAGAAUUUAACAGUGGAUGGAUUUAAUCCACUCAUCACGGUCAACCUUGAUACGUUGGUGGUCUGUAACAGAGAUAAGUGUCUUGGCCGCUCUGUAUCAGCGGAUCUUUUCUCGGAAUUGGCCGUAGCAAGGACCAACCUUUUCCGAUUGCGAACACUUGCAGUUGAUUGCAUCUCAGCGGUGCUUAUUGCUCCCAUCUGCGGCCUCCUCGCCACUACCCUCCGGAAUUUAAUAUUCAGGUAUGAUGAGCGGGCAGAAAGCUUCACGGGAGAGGAAGAUGGAGCUCUUCAGCUCCUCACCUCCCUCCGUUCCCUCGCAUUUGACGAUUGCCCAAAUCUGCCAUGCCUUCCUCAAGUGUUACACCUCCUUCCUUCACUUCGCUAUCUAGAGGUCGAACGUUGUCCUCAAAUCCGGUCUCUGCCCAAGGGGAGCUUCCCCACUUCGCUAAGGGUAACCAUAAUGGGUUGUUGCAGUCGCGAGCUAAAUGAGCAACUCCAGAAAUUAAUGGGAACAAACCCAGAUCUUGAUGUGCGCAUUUACGUAACUGGUCUCAGAUCCUAGAUCGAGCUACGUUGUGUGCAUUGCUUGUUUGGAUUAUCUCAGAAGUUUUAGAUGAUAUAAGAGUGCUUUGAAUGUAUAUGGGCACAUAUUUUUUCAAGCUCUUCGUUUCGUAGUACCACCAAGUGCCAACUGCAUCUUGUGCAGACUGUGCAGUUUGCAUACAUGGUGAAGUUUGACUUGCAUCCUUCAGAGCUCCAGUCAAAAUUUGACAAAAGAAGCAUAUGCCGUAGGUUCAAUUACAGUUCUGCAUCGACCGUCCAUCACGAAGUGACCAGGUUAUUUGUUCAUAAGUCCACUCUCAAAGUCUCAAGCUUCAGAGUUUCAGUUCAGAUUUAGCAGGUUCGCCUGUUGGCUGUUGACCAACGGAAACCAAUUGCAUCCAACAGUGGAUUUACAAGUUGGCAUUAAUUCAGAGCUCGGUUGUUCCAUCCAAACAACGAUGGUAAAAACAGAAGCAUCUGUCCGGAUGUCUCGAUGGAGAGCUGAGCGAUUGUGCAUAAUCUACCAUUUAAAAGCAUCACGGUGCUGCUGUGUGUUAACCUUCAGAGUUUCAGCUGUAAGAAUGGAGCCAACUGUAUCCACGAUGAUGAAUUCCUUGACCUCGUUCAUCAUUUUCUGGCUCUUAGAUUCGUUCAACGGUGAAUUCAGAAGUCGGUAUUCAGAAGCUAAUUUGGUUGUUACAUCCAAACAGCAAAAGUAACCUGGACCCUGUAGGGAAAGGCUGCGUACUAUAAACCCAAAGUGGUCGGACCCUUCCCUGGACCCUGCGCAAGCGGGAGCUACAUGCACCAGGUUGCCCUUUUUUUAUCCAAACAGCAAAAGUAACCUGCGCACGUUCAUUCACCAUUUCAACGUUCUGGCAGCUCUUAUAUUACAUUUUGUGUAUUGUGGUACCGGUGUUUGAAAUGGAUUACUGCAAUUUGCUUGCAUUGCAUGGUCAAAUUUGAAGACAUGGCUGGGAUAGCGGAUGGAUUCACCAGGAGGUCUCAGAUCAUACAAGUCAUUUCAUUGGUUCCACGGAGUAUUGGCCGAUUCACUUGUAUGCAUGCGCAUUGCCUAACUUCCUAGUGACUGGGCUGCUUAUGUUUCAUGACAUAAUCAAUUUGGGUGCAAGAGCAAUUUCUCCUCUGUUCAGGUUAAUUACAGUACAUCUUGUGCAGACUUUGGAGAUCGCUUGAUGGUGAUGUUUCACUUACAUCCCUCAGAGUUUCAUUGCCAGUUCAGCAGAGGAAUCAGUUUGCAGCCAACAGUGAACUUACAAGUUGGCAUUCAGAAGUUAAUGACGCGCAGCUGCAGAGAACCCCUGUCUUGAUCUUGAUGCCUCGACGGAGAGCUGCGCAGUUCUGCGACGAUCGUUUCAAAGGUUUCCCCUCCUUUGGAUGAAGGCACACUCUUGGCUCCUCUGUUUUCUUCCCCAAGGGACCGCCUGAUCCUCCCUCCCUCCCCACCGCCGCCCCUUUCCAGCCUCCGCCACCGCCUCCUGCACUCCUGUGGCAUUGCUUCGCCACCAUCUCUUCUACCCUGUCUGCUAUCGCCAAACCUUGCUGCCGCCGCCAUGUCCUGAUCUGGCUUGCCGCCGCAACCGGUCAGCUGAGCUCCCCACCACCCCAUCUUCCUCCACCUCCUCUCUUAGCCCUUGUAAAUAAACACUAGUUAGGCUCUCAAGCGUGCAUCGUGUUGUGCAUGUAUACAAAACACACCUUUGAUCACCAACGCAAAUCAUGUUGGAUCUCUCGCUCUCUAAAAUAUGCCUCUUUACACUCCUUCCUUCCUUCCAACCUCCACUGCUCAUCUUGCCCGAUCGGUCGACGGGAUCAAGUAGCAUGGACAGAACUUGGCACACCAUAGAUGAUGAUGACGGACUCGGAAAAUCAUGCGCGCUUUUCUGUAGUGUUGACCAGUACAAGAAUUCUUCCCUAGUGUAAACUUACUUACUCCCUCCGUUCGGAAUUACUUGUCUCGGAAAUGGAUGUAUCUAGAACAAAAAUACAUCUAGAUACAUCCAUUUUCGCGACAAGUAAUUCGGAACGGAGGGAGUACAAGUCUGGGAUUUAAUGAUUGCGGUUCAGUUCCAGCUACCAAAAGCAAAGAAGCUAAGAAAGAGAAGGUUCAAGUGUUAUAACGAACUACUGCUUCAGAGUGGACAGCUAGCUAGCUGGUUGACUCGACGAACCUGGAGCAUCCUUUGCUCUUUAGAUAUGUACUGAUUAGUGUUAAGCAGCACAGUUUGAAUAAAUUGUCCAUUCUUCCA
This is a messenger RNA of Triticum aestivum (bread wheat), 6225 nucleotides long. Its product is annotated as putative disease resistance protein RGA3. The record is from RefSeq and is a predicted model, not a curated record. The coding region runs from base 78 to 3974 and encodes 1298 amino acids. Gene Ontology annotation, biological process: defense response to other organism. The transcript is spliced from 12 exons. Gene Ontology annotation, molecular function: ADP binding. Lineage: Eukaryota; Viridiplantae; Streptophyta; Magnoliopsida; Poales; Poaceae.